GAAUUUUUUCAGAUAAAAAGAAGAAGUCCCUUGAGCUCUUGAACAAAAUUAUGACCUUCGCAACUUUUUGGCUAGGUGCUGAAAGAGUCUCUGCUCGAGCUGCUAGACUGAAGGAGAGGCGGAAAAAGAGGAAUGCUGUUAACCUCCAAGCUGCUGGAGUGGCCAGAAAUGAAGAUAGAAAUGUGGAGAGUUUGGUGAUUCAGCUAGAGUGAUGAGAUACAAAAGGUAAGACCACUUUGUUGAAGAUUUUAGCAGGAAAGCAUAUGGUUGGAGGAAGAGAUGUUGUUCAAGUCCUCAGUUGUUCUGCGUUUCAUGAUACACAACUGGUUUGUAGUGGUGAUCUUGCCUAUCUCGGAGAAUCUUGGAGCAAAACAGUUAGUGCUGCUGGUGAUGUUCCGCUCCAAGGUGAUUUCUCUGCCGAGCACAUGAUUUUUGGAGUUGAAGGAAUUGAUCCUCUUAGAAGAGAGAAAUUGAUCGAUCUGCUUGAUAUCGAUCUGCAGUGGCGGAUGCAUAAAGUUUCUGAUGGACAGCGCCGUCGUGUUCAAAUUUGCAUGGGACUUCUCCAUCCAUACAAGGUGCUAUUGUUAGAUGAAGUCACAGUUGAUCUAGAUGUUGUCACAAGAAUGGAUCUCCUCGAGUUCUUCAAGGAGGAGUGUGAGCAGAGAGGAGCUACUAUUGUCUAUUGCACUCAUAUAUUUGAUGGACUUGAGACAUGGGCCACACACCUAGCUUACAUUCAAGAGGGUGAGUUGAGAAGAUGCACAAAAAUGGAAGAUAUACAUGAACUUGAAAAGGCUGAUAACUUGCUCUCAGUGGUUGAAUCAUGGCUUCGUUCUGAGACCAAGCUACCGAAAAAGGAACCCAUAAAAUCCUCUAUCCUAUCAAGAGGAGCUUCACCCUUUGAUUCAUCUCCUUUCAAAUCAUCCCGACAUAUGGCAUACUAUCGCUGAAUCAUGAAGCCAUCAGCUAUCAUUACUAUAAAUCAGUUAAGACCACAAUAUGCCUUCCAACACAGAAAAUUUAGUUGAAUUGUUUGUUGUGUAUACAUGAUCGAUAACUUACAAUAAGUUUGUUAAUUUGGAUGGUGUCGAUUAUGUAUAAUUUUUUUAAGGAUAUAUCUUUUGAGUUAAAAGUCGUAAAAUUUACGGUAUCGUCAUGUUUGUGUUC
Messenger RNA from Asparagus officinalis (garden asparagus), 1167 nucleotides. Its product is annotated as ABC transporter I family member 19. The record is from RefSeq and is a predicted model, not a curated record. The transcript has 6 exons. The coding region runs from base 264 to 950 and encodes 228 amino acids. NCBI's taxonomy places the organism in Eukaryota, Viridiplantae, Streptophyta, Magnoliopsida, Asparagales, Asparagaceae. Gene Ontology annotation, molecular function: ATP hydrolysis activity; ATP binding.